Messenger RNA from Macrosiphum euphorbiae (potato aphid), 381 nucleotides. The record is from the annotation of a GenBank genome assembly. Lineage: Eukaryota; Metazoa; Arthropoda; Insecta; Hemiptera; Aphididae.
AUGUGGAUUGUUGUUAAUUUCUUGGAUGAAGACGCUGUCGAAACUGUGCCUGAAACAUGGUAUCACAGAAAAAGUAAGACGUGUGCAUGGCCUAAUGCAAAGAAUCGGGCAAAAAAAUUAAUUGAAAAAAGAGCAUAUCCAAAUAAGUUGGAAUAUAAUUGGUUGCCAGCGAGGAUGUUAGGACGAAAAUAUGGAAGCUUAGAAGAAGCCCGAGCUAAGGCAAACAAGGCCAUUAUCCUUUCAGAUUUAUCUGCAAAUGAUGAAUAUAUGAGCAAAAAAGUUACUACAAAAAAACAGUUUGAAAGUAGAAGAAUAGAAAGUCCUCCAAGUUUAAAAUCUAGUAAGAUAUAUUAUUUACAUUUAAUUUUCUCUGCAUUUUAA